Molecule: messenger RNA, 1255 nt
Organism: Exserohilum turcica Et28A
Lineage: Eukaryota; Fungi; Ascomycota; Dothideomycetes; Pleosporales; Pleosporaceae
Exons: 3
Coding region: 69-1016 (315 amino acids)
Cellular component (GO): mitochondrion
Molecular function (GO): oxidoreductase activity
Source: RefSeq, a predicted model, not a curated record
ACCCCCCCUCGCCCUCGCCCUCGCCCUCGCGCCUCGUCAGCCUGCCGCCUCGAAGCAUGCUGGGCAGCAUGCCGCAGACACGCUCCGCCAAAGCCAUCCUGAGCCACCAAGAGCGCACCGCCCACGAGCCCCGCGACAAGGACCUGCACACGGCCACGCUCGCCCGAGUGACGCACGUCAACGGGCGCAUCAAGCGCUACAGAUUCGACAUCAAGGACAAGAACGGCUUCAACUUCCUCCCUGGCCAAUGGCUCGACGUCUUUGUGCCCGGCGUCGACAAGGCGGGCGGCUUCACCAUCACGUCGUCGCCCUCGGAGGCCCUGCCGCGCUCCGACCCCGACCACACGCCCUACUUUGAGCUGGCGGUGCAGAAGAGCCCCGCCAACCCCGCCGCCGCCUGGCUGUGGCGGCCCGCCGAGGACAUUGUGGGCCAAGACGUCUCGGUGCGCGUCGGCGGCAGCUUCGUGUGGCCGCCGCCGUGCCUGGACAUGAAGAAGAUUAAGCGCGCCAUCUUCAUUGCCGGCGGCGUCGGCAUCAACCCCAUGAUGUCCAUGAUGACGUACAUCAACCAGAACUACCCCAACCUCGAGGUGCGCUUCCUCUACUCGACAAGGGUGCCGUCGCGCGAAACCGACCCCAGCGAAGUGCUCUUCCUGCAAGAAGUGCUCGACCUCUUCCGCAUACCGCGCUUCAAGGUGACCAAGGACCGCCUCGAGCUCUUCUUCACGGGCACCUGGGACGGCUCGGAAAUGGGCACCACCGAGGGCGACCUCAUACACCCGCUCAUGUCGCUGACGCUGCCGCAAAUCGACUCGGCGACCGAGGUGCCCGUGUGUGCGUGGACGCACCGCAUCGACGACAUUGCCCUGUCGAGCGCCGUGGGCAACCGCAAGGAGGCGCAGUCGACCGUGUUUUACGUGUGCGGGCCGCCGGCCAUGGCCGACGACAUGGUCAAGUUUAUCAAGGAGCAGGAGAAUGUGGCGCCGCAGCGGGUGCUGUGCGAGAAGUGGUGGUAGUGUGGACUGACGGUAGACUGACGGUAGACUGACGGAGACUGACGGUAGACUGAAGCGGGCGCGCGAGAGCGGCAGUAACAGCACAAGAUAUCGGGAGGACAGGCGACGAGGACGGCAAAUUGGACACUGGCAGUUUGUUUGGUCGCAAGCGCUAUUGUAUGUACCAUGCUCACACGAUUAACUCUAUUUUACGCGCCCACAAAGGCCGCAAAAUGCACUCGGCUCGUGAUGGUCGGGCA